Nycticebus coucang (slow loris) is the source of this 1286-nucleotide messenger RNA. Its product is annotated as zinc finger protein 98-like. The annotation marks the transcript as partial. The transcript is spliced from 4 exons. Lineage: Eukaryota; Metazoa; Chordata; Mammalia; Primates; Lorisidae. The record is from RefSeq and is a predicted model, not a curated record. Gene Ontology annotation, biological process: regulation of DNA-templated transcription.
AAAGAAAGAAAAGAAAAACUGUUGUGGGGAAGAUUCUAUUAGCAUAGUUGGAUGCCUCUUCCAGCCUCUUGUUUGAUAGCAUUCCUGUCACUCAAAGUCAAAGAGGUGUGCUCUUAGUCCCUAUCCAAUCAGGGAUGCUCCAAUAUGAACUGUCCAAUCAGAUGCACAGCCAGAAAGAAGAAGGUGGCACCCGGGUUUCUGCGCAGCUUUUGUUUCUUGAGUUGGACUCUGAUGUGAGGCCUCCUCUUCAGCUGUUCCAUUUCCUGGAGAUCCCAAGUGUCUGUGCAGCAGCCUCUGUCACCCUGUGACCUGCAGGUACUGGGAGAUCUGUAGGGAGGACACCGGGACAUCCCAGGAGCUGGGAAAUGGGAGUGUUGACAUUCAAGGAUGUGUCUAUUGAAUUCUCUAUGGAAGAGUGGGCCUGCCUAAACUCUGCUCAGCAGCAUUUGUAUCAGGAAGUCAUGUUAGAGACCUACAGAAACCUGGUCUUUCUGGGUCUUGCUGUCUCUAAGCCAGAACUCAUCACUUGUCUGGAGCAAAGCAAAGAACCCUGGAACAUUAAGACACACCAGACACUAGUCAAGCACCCAGAGAUGAUCCUGAGCAGAUAUCAAAGCUGUGGCUCUGAGAAUUUAAACUUAACAAAAAACUGGGAAUGUGUAUUUGAGCGUGAUCAGCAGAAGUUAUGUUACACAGGACUUUACCAAUGUUUAACAGCUACCUAUGGAAAAGUCUUCCAAUGUAGUAAUUCUUUGAACACCUUCAGACAAUUGUCAAAUCUAAAUAGACAAACAAUGAUAUACACCUUAGAGAAAAGUUUUAAUUGUAAAAGGUAUGGGAAAGCCUCUAACUUCUGCUCACAUGUUAUGGAACAUAAGAUAACUCAUAUUGGAAAAAAACAGUCCAAAUGGAAAAAAGGUAGCCAAGUUUGUCAGUCUUGUUCAAGAUUCCAUACUGGAGAGAAACUGGAGAAGUGUGAAAAUGAUGGCAAAUGUCUUAGCGAUGGUUCAAAAUAUUGUAACCAUGAGAAUUUUGAUACUGCAGAAAAAACCUGCAACUACAAGGAAUGUAACAAACACACCAAGCAAAACUCACACGUUUCUGGACAAAAAAAACUUGAUUCUGGAGAGAAACUCUUCAAAUGUGAAGAAUGUGGCAAAACCGUUAACCAGCAAACUCUCCUCUUUAGACAUCAAAAAGUUCAUUCUGGAGAGAAACCCUAUGGAUGUGAAGAAUGUGGCAAAGCCUUUAAAUACCACUCAGAGCUUUCUAGACAUCAAAGAAUU